AAAGUUUUUUCCACGCGUUUAACUACCCCUUCUCUCGGACAACUUCUUAUCAACUUAUUAAAAGUCUGAUGAUUUUUGUCAAGUGCUUAUGUAACAAGUUUCAGUGAUUUUUCAGCAUACGUCGGUUCUAAAAUCGCAGUGAAACUAUGGCUGGCAAACAGAAGAAAGGCAGUCACUGCAUUGAGAAUCUUCUUGAAAUUGCGUCCACGUCGAAAACAUCGGCCAGAAGGACACAUUCAGGACCUCCGAAAAAGUCCUACUUUCGGCCAAAGACAAGCUUGGUAGAGGAACAUUUAGAACCACUCCCGACGACCACUUUUGAAGAUUUGACGGUCGUAGGAAGGCCCUCCACUUCGAGGGCGAUGAGCAAGGUAGAGGAGCGGAGGCCUGGGAUUAGAAGAGCCGAAAAUAGAGCUAGUCGCCCCUUUGGUCUACCCCAGCUGAAAAAACGAAAACUGGACGAUUCCAGUAUGGCAACCGUUUCUAAAAUUUUUUCAAACUCGCUAGACGAUGAGAAAAAGCGCCGAAAGCCCGAAGACGUAGAACCGCCAAAAUCCCUAAUCUUACCUCAGAAAAAGCGUGUGUUACCUGCUUCAUCAACAACCAGUCCUCUGAAAAAAUGUCAGAAAUUGUUGCCUAAUACGACAUCGGACGAAAGUGCAGCUGAUGAGACUCUUAUUCGAGAAACAGAAGCAGCACUUAAGAAUUUGUCUGGUAGUUGGCCCGGUCCUCGCGGAUCUUCGUAUCAAAAAAAGCAAGACGAGUCUCCAGCUUUUGAAAAUUUGUUUGAUGAGAAAAAGAGUGUUAAAUUGUCGCCUUCUUCUUCGAGUAAUGGCAGCAAUGAUGUGUGCUCUUUAAAAGACGUGAUUACACUUAGAGAACCGCAUGAAGAAGAGGAAUUGAAGGGUAGGACGAGGAUCAAGUUGGAAGAUGAAGGAAAGAUUAAAAUCAAACAUGAAACAUCACAAUACGAACCACCGGAUUUUAACGAGUUAGUGGACGACUCCUCCAAUGAACUUGAAAUUGACAUGUCGGAAUCGGCUUCGGAGAACAACGAUAACAAGAAGGAGAAAAAAGUUGAUUGCGAUGACGGAAAAACUGGCCCUUUGCCGGCAGAAGCGACGUUUGUCGGUUAUCCGAUUGCCACUGAUGAUAAAAGUAAAGUGGUCAAGGAUGUGGAAAAAUCUUCGGAGGACGUAAACAAGCAGUAUACAAUUUUACAGCCAGCUGCAGCGGGCUCAAGAGCAGCUAAUGCUCUUCAAGAAGUGGCUAGGGAAGGCGUACCAAGUGUAACAGCCGUCGCCAACGAACCCAAAAUGAUUACGUCAACAGCAGCGCUCUCCCCCAAUAGCAUAGGAAAGGAAGGAAGCAAAUGUCCGACUCCAGGAUGCACGGGCCAAGGUCAUGUAACAGGACUCUAUUCUCAUCACCGAAGUUUGUCCGGAUGUCCACGUAAAGAUAAAGUAACACCAGAAAUCCUCGCCAUGCACGAAACCAUCCUCAAGUGUCCCACUCCAGGCUGCAAUGGGCGAGGUCAUGUAAGCUCCAACCGAAAUUCCCAUCGAAGUCUUUCCGGUUGUCCCAUUGCUGCGGCGAACAAACAGGCCGCACGUGAGCAAAAAUACCAAAGCAAUCUGCAUCGUAUCAAAUCGCCCCAUACCUCCGCGUUCGCCGUGGCAGGUCAAAGUGAAUUUGUCCCACACUCGUCUAGUUCUGAAGACGUAAAACCUAGUUAUUUGGUCAGCUACCAACACUCGGACCAAGAAACUAAAUCCUCAUAUGAACAUUUCUACAGUAAAGCAAACCCAUCUCACAAGUCAGACUUAAUGAAAAUUCCAAAGACCGAAAUAAAUCAAAGCAGUUGCUGUAGUGUUUCCGGCCAAACUGAACUUUUAGUACCUAAAUCAGAAAUCAAUGCUAGUACUUGUCGAUCAUCUCCAAGUAUAAGGAGUACUUAUGAACCAUAUAUAAAUCAAGACUCAAAUUCGUCGUCUUUAUCGAGUAUGGAUACUGUCAAUUCGCGAGGACCUCCACACCAAAUUCAUCAUUUGAGCCCACAUCAAAGUAAUUACGGUAUAGAGCAUCAAAUACCUCAUCGUUCACCUUACCACCAAAUGUCUGAUGAAAUGUAUCAUAGAUCAGACAGAUCAUAUACAGAUAUAACAGAUUCGAUAGGAGGUACUAUUCCAAGACCAGUGGUUACGUAUUCUAAUGAAAUUGUAACACGAUCUUAUGAUUCUUCUGUGGUUAAUUCAGCAAGUCAUAGACCUUAUGAUCCUGGUACUGCUACAGCAUUCGAAAGAUACGAUUCGGCACAAUGUCUAGCAAUGCAACAGGGUUUAGUACCACCAAGAGUACCUCCACAAGGAAUGUAUGGAUAUGCUGCGAUGGAAGAACAACAGGACCAAAGGUACCAACAAGAAGGUGUGAGUGUACACCAUCAAAUUGCCCCUCAACAAGGGUUAUUGAAGACUGAAGCAAGUCAAGAAGCAUCUGGACCUCUCUAUCCUAGACCAAUGUACCAAUAUGAUUCGUCUGGCGGUCCCCCACUCCCUCUCGGCUUUUCCGCAAUCAACUUAUCUGUCAAAUGUGUAACAACAGCUCAAGCACAAAUAAAAAUACCAGGUCCUCAUACGUCCCCUGGCGGAACAGUUAUCGACCUGUCGACAUCGAGUGUUACAACAACGAGCCCACAGGUGGCCUACAGUUCACCACAUUAUGGCGGUCAGCGAGUGAGUGGAAGUCCGCAAGCUGCUGCCAGUCCACAUCUUUCAGCUAGUCCUCAAGUUCCUAGUCCGCAAGGUCAAACUUUAGAUCUUAGCGUCAGCAGAUUGUCCCACAGCAGUAAUACAAGUCCUCAGUACCAAAAUGGUCAUGGCGACAGUGUUCCGGUGCAAGGGUUUGUGGGUCCCCGUGACGAGCAAACCGAACCCGUCGACUUUUCAACUGCAAAUGAACCUGUCAAUUUUAGUGGAGUUCGACCUGUUGCAACCUUUGCUGGUACUGUACUUACCCCCGGAUCGGGUUACAGCCGAGAAUCCACCCCUGACAGCGGGGGAUCACACUACAUGGACGCUUACAGAGAUUCCGCAGGCUACGGCCCUAUGAGUCCCCACCCUGGCUAUGGUAUGACAUCAGUCGGCAGCGAUUAUAGCUCAAAUCCAUAUACGCCUUACCCCACCAGUGGGUAUUCCUGUGCGGGGGGAUACCCUGGUUCAGUAACUACAGGGUAUCCCGCACCUCCAGGAGCUUACUCCCCUGGUCCCUGUUACUCGAUGCCUCCGCCUCAGCACACAAUUUCUCAACAUGACAAACCAACAAAUAAAGACAGCAGUUUGUCUGGUUGUCCGAGGGCCGAUAGAAGUCAAAUCCAAGCCCAUUCUCAGGAAUUAAAAUGCCCGACUCCAGGAUGCGACGGUUCUGGACAUGUCACUGGAAACUACUCUUCACAUAGGAGUCUUUCAGGAUGUCCGAGAGCAAACAAGCCGAAAAGUAAACCGCGUGAUGGACAAGACAGUGAACCGCUAAGAUGUCCCAUUCCGGGUUGUGAUGGUUCUGGACAUGCGACUGGAAAAUUUUUGUCGCACCGAAGUGCAUCUGGUUGUCCCAUUGCAAAUCGGAACAAAAUGCGAGUACUAGAAAGUGGAGGAUCAGUGGAACAGCACAAGGCGGCGGUAGCUGCAGCAACUGCAAUGAAAUUUGAAGGAGUCAAUUGUCCCACUCCCGGCUGUGAUGGUACGGGACAUAUAAAUGGUUCUUUUUUAACCCAUCGUUCUUUGAGCGGCUGUCCUGUGGCAGGACAGUCUAUUAAAAAAGCAAAAUUUCCCGAGGAAAUGCCUUUUUACACGAAAGGAUAUACAGGUUUGGAGCAGCCUAAUAACGGUGAAGAUCUAAUGACAUUGGAGGCCGAAAUAACAGAACUCCAAAGAGAAAAUGCAAGAGUUGAAUCUCAAAUGAUUAAACUGAAAUCUGACAUUAAUGCCAUGGAAAGUCAUCUCAGUCACGGGGAAAAGGAAACUCAAGCAUUGACUCAGCGCUCCAACAAUCUAAACGAAUACUACGAAAGCUUGAGAAACAACGUGAUAACGCUAUUAGAACAUGUCCGAUUGCCUGGCGGUGGUGCUCCAACGCCUGAGAAAAUCGGUCAAGAAAAUUUCGAUUCAUACUUGACCAAACUGCAAACACUCUGCACACCAGAAGGAUACUGUAGUGAUGAAAAUAGGCCACUGUAUGAAACUGUCAAGUGUGCAUUACAAGAUUUUACGGUCCUUCCAACGCCUAUAUAAGUGUAUGUGAGUGUUGAAAUCUGGCAUUGGCAAGUAUGUAGUGUGUAAACCAUCUAUGCCAGAUUUUCCAAGUUAAAUCAUUUGUACGUAAUUAUAAAUUGUGAUUUAAUGUAAAUAACGUUCAUUUGUAUAGAUAAUACUGGAUUAUUAUUAUGCUGUAUAUUUUUAACUGUACAUAUUAAAAGGAUACGAAGACGAACCUUAAAUGUAUAAACGUUUGUUGAUUUGUAUAAUUUUGUUUUAAUCCACUUUCUCGUCUGCAUUAUUUGUUAGUAGACAUUAGAAAUUUUUACUUUCCUAAGUGGCAGAAAAAUAUGUAGAUCCUUGUCAUUGCCAUAUUUUUAGAUCUGUGAUUUGUAAUUAAGUGAAUUGAUUUUGUCUAGACUCCAGUGUUAUUUGUAAUAGUAUAAUAAGUAUAAUAUAAUGUGCAAUACGCAGUAAAAAACUCGGAUGAAAUGCAAGUUUUUUACUACUCUCAACUCGUUAUUAUCCAUGCCAAGUUUCUUGUUUUGUUAUUAUUUUUUAUUACUCAAAUAAAGUUUUUUACUGUGCUGUUUACUACUAAAUUGUUGUGUAAUGUGUAAAUAAAAUAAAUGAGCAUAGCCACUCUUAUCAUUAAAUAUUAUUUGUUCACACCAAAUGUCUAUGUUAACAUAAAUACAUGUGUUGUUAUUUAUUACAAAUAAACUCUAAAAGAAGUAGC
Messenger RNA from Tribolium madens (black flour beetle), 4989 nucleotides. RefSeq names its product myelin transcription factor 1. Gene Ontology annotation, cellular component: nucleus. The record is from RefSeq and is a predicted model, not a curated record. Gene Ontology annotation, biological process: regulation of transcription by RNA polymerase II. Gene Ontology annotation, molecular function: RNA polymerase II cis-regulatory region sequence-specific DNA binding; zinc ion binding; DNA-binding transcription factor activity, RNA polymerase II-specific. The transcript is spliced from 20 exons. Lineage: Eukaryota; Metazoa; Arthropoda; Insecta; Coleoptera; Tenebrionidae. The coding region runs from base 147 to 4286 and encodes 1379 amino acids.